CCAGGAAGUGCGCGCGGUCCCGCCCUCGACCGCGGAAGUCCGCUCGGCUCCGCUCCAAUCCCGGAAGUGCGCGCGGCCCCGCCCCCGCCGGUUCGCGUCCCGUCGCUGCCGCCCGGGGACCGCUGUGCUCUCGACCCCUCCUCCUGUAGAGUGGUGCCGCCGUCCCCGGGAUGUACAUGCAGGUGGAGACCCGCACCAGCGCCCGCCUCCAUCUGAAGAGGGCUCCAGGCAUCCGGUCCUGGUCCCUGCUGGUUGGAAUCUCGUCGAUUGGCCUGGCUGCUGCCUACUACAGUGGAGAUACCCUGGGCUGGAAGCUCUUCUAUGUCACAGGCUGCCUGUUCGUGGCUGUGCAGAACUUGGAGGACUGGGAGGAAGCCGUCUUUGACAAGAGCACGGGGAAGGUUGUGUUGAAGACUUUCAGCCUCUAUAAGAAGCUGCUGACUCUCUUCAGAGCAGGCCAUGACCAGGUGGUGGUCCUGCUGCAGGAUGUGCGUGACGUGAGCGUGGAGGAGGAGAAGGUCCGGUACUUUGGGAAGGGCUACGUGGUGGUGCUCCGGCUUGCGACAGGCUUCUCCCACCCCCUCACCCAGAGCGCAGUCAUGGGUCACCGCAGUGACGUGGAGGCCAUUGCCAAGCUCAUCACCAGCUUCCUGGAGCUGCACUGCCUUGAGAGCCCCACGGAGAUGUCUCAGAGCAGUGACAGUGAGGCCGGCGACCCUGGGAGCCAGAGCUGACAGCCCCACUGUGCCCAUGCCUGAGCACCGCCCACAGAACCCUCGGCCUCGGCUGGCACCUCCAGCUGAGUCGGC
Molecule: messenger RNA, 809 nt
Organism: Saimiri boliviensis boliviensis (Bolivian squirrel monkey)
Lineage: Eukaryota; Metazoa; Chordata; Mammalia; Primates; Cebidae
Gene: CYBC1
Product: cytochrome b-245 chaperone 1
Source: RefSeq, a predicted model, not a curated record